CGUUGAGAGUAAGUAACGGCAGAGGAGAUUAGUCUCACUGUGGCGGGAACCUUAAGCAAUUAGCAUCCUCAUUCAAACAAGAGUAAAUUUCUAUUUUGAAAUUAAGCCAGUUGACCCGCUUGGUUACCAUUCAUUCACUUCAUCAUCAACAUGGCCUGUGAGCAGCGAGUCCGAAAUAAUCAGAGUUCACAGAUGCUGCCACGGUUAGUGGCUACAGAGCAGCAGUCAUUAGUAGUUGUGAAGAAACUACUGGCAAUUGGUGUCUCCAGCAUCACUUACCUUCGAGGACUUUUCCCCGAAAAAGCCUACGGGUGCAAAUAUGUUGAAGAACAGAAAGUGAUGAUCCUUCGAGAGGAACGGACGUGCCCUGGUGCGAGUCAGAUCGUGCAGUGGUUGCAUGGAUGCUUCGAUGCACUUCAGAAGCGAUAUCUUCGUGUGAUUUUGUUAUCUAUGUACUCUGAUCCAGAAUACCCACAUAAAGUAACAGAAUGUUACCAGUUCCGAAUUCAAUACACUGAAAAAGGGCCUCAGCUGAAUUUGGAAAGCAAAAACCAGAAGCAUGUGACAAAGAUGGACUGCAACGAUAUAAAGAAAGCGAGCAUUUUGCUGGUGCGUAAGCUCUACACGCUGAUGCAGAACCUCGGCCCGCUCCCUGACAGCGUGUGUAUCAACAUGAAGCUCUCGUACUAUGAUGAUGUGACUCCACAUGACUACCAGCCGCCUGGCUUUAAAGAGGGCGAGAACAGCACGCUGGUGUUCGAGAAGGAACCUGUAAAUCUGACCAUGGGAGAAGUUGUCACACCUUUCCACACCCUCAGAGUGGACAUCACAACUGAGAGAGAGAGACUGGAACAGGUAGAUGAUGAUGAGCCGGUAUGUGCCAGAGAGAGAUGGGCAUUGAAAAUGAAUGAAGAAGAAAUUGAACCGGAGUCUGACAUGCAGCAAGAAUAUUUAGGCAAAGAAAAUGUUGUUAUUGACACCGGCAUUGAAAACUCAGACUUGAGCAAAGAGGAGAUGUUUUGUUCCCAAAUGAGUUCACAUCUCAUCCAGGAGGACAGCCUUGUGAAGAAUACAGUAGAACUCGAGGUGGCCACUAGGAAAACACGAAGCGGCCGAGUGAUCAAGAACUCGGAUGGAAAAGCUGAUGUAUUGGCGCCGUCCACAGGAAAGAAAGUGGUUUCUCAGUUUCGGUUUCCACUCAGUCAAGAUCCUCAGCCUGCUGCUCCAAAGAGGCGAAAGUUUAGUGUGCCUAAAGAAAACCAGUGACAGUUUGCUGCCCACUUACCAGUAUGACCAGAAGAGCUCAAUUAUAUUCCUUAGGCAUUAACAUACAUAAUAUAAUAAAUUACUCUAAACCAAAAA
Molecule: messenger RNA, 1362 nt
Organism: Trichomycterus rosablanca
Lineage: Eukaryota; Metazoa; Chordata; Actinopteri; Siluriformes; Trichomycteridae
Gene: hormad1
Product: HORMA domain containing 1
Exons: 16
Coding region: 151-1266 (371 amino acids)
Source: RefSeq, a predicted model, not a curated record